CGGGGUGAGGGCGGCGCGGGGCGCGGCGGUCGGGGCGAGCGGGAUGGCGGCGGCGGGCGGCGGCGCGGCCCCGGAGCCGUCGUGGCCGGGCUCGGCGGCGGCGGCGGAGGGCUCGGAGGAGGCGGCGGCGGCGGCCGAGGCGGAGCUGGCGGCGGAGCUGGCGGCGCGGCGCAGCGCGGAGGCGCGGCGGCUGGUGCUGUCGCCGCGGCGACUGUCGGGCCCGCUGCCCGCCGGGCUGUCGCAGUGGUUCCCGGCGCUGGAGGUGCUGGACGUGAGCGGAACGGGGCUGGCGGAGCUGGGCGCGGAGCUGCUGGCCCUGCCGCGCCUCCACACGCUCCUGGCCAAGAACAACCGGCUGGGCGGGCCCGGCUCGCUGCCCAAAGGGCUGGGGCAGGCCCCGCUCGGCCGCUCCCUCCGCGUCCUCAACCUCAGCGGGAACCGCUUCGCCGAGGUGCCGCCCGACCUGCUGGGGCUCCGGGGGCUGCAGAGCCUCAGCCUCGGCGGCAACCGCCUGCACGGCAUCCCGCCCGACAUCCAGGAGCUCCGCAGUUUAGAGUUUCUGUACCUUGGAGGGAAUUUCAUUACUUCAAUUCCACCUGAAUUAGCAAACCUGCCUUCUCUAAGCUAUCUAGUUCUGUGUGACAACAAGAUCCAGAGCAUUCCACCUCAGCUGGCACAGCUACAUUCCCUGCGUUCCCUUAGCCUGCACAACAACCUGCUGACUUAUCUUCCCCGAGAGAUCCUUAACCUGGUUCACCUGGAAGAGCUGAGCUUGCGUGGGAACCCACUGGUGGUUCGGUUUGUCCGUGACCUGACCUACAAUCCCCCGAGCCUUCAGGAACUGGCAGGACGCACAAUUAAAACUCGCAGUGUUCCCUUCGCUCCCAGUGAUCUCCCAGAGAAUCUUGUCCGGUAUCUGAGCUUGGCCAGCAACUGCCCCAACCCUAAAUGCGGGGGUGUCUACUUUGACAGCUGCGUCAGACAAAUCAAGUUUGUUGACUUCUGUGGGAAGUACCGCAUCCCGCUGAUGCACUACUUGUGCUCCCCAGAGUGCUCCUCUCCCUGCAGCUCUGCCUCCCAGAGCUCCACUUCCCAGAGCGAGUCUGACUCCGAGGAUGAAGCCAGCGUUGCUGCGCGCAGGAUGGCGAAAGUCCUCCUGGGUUAACUGGGAACAAGAGGGGAAGACUGGAAGGAGUAUGUGUUUGAAGAGCAGCAAUGGAACAACGAAGCAUGAGACUCUGGCCUGAAGGGCUCAUGAGAAACUGUCCUGAAGUCCAUGUAAGGGGCAGAACAUCGUAGCAAGCCUAGACUUGCUUGGUGCAGUGCUACUUAGGAGAACUAGCUCAGUAGCAUACUGCCUGUAGGGUGCCUGGGGUUGUUAGAAACCUCUGCUGUCCUGGAGACAGCCCCCCUCCCUCAUCCAGGCUGGGGAGGGGGAUUUGUUCUCACUGGCGGAUUGAGAAGGGUUUUAAUGUAUGACACUUCACUGGGCUUCAGUCAUCCUGCAGAGUAAAGGAGACUGUCCAGAUCUUCUAACACUGUGGUAAAUCAGAAACAGGCUAAUGAUGCCAUGUGAGUAUGUAUGGACCCCAAUAUUUUAUAUAGCAUUUUGAUUCUUUGCUGUCUCCUUUGAUUUUAGGAGUAGAUUUUUCCAAACUCUGGUUGCUCUUCCUUUACCUAGAGGCAUAGGGUGUCUGUGCUGUUACAGAUGUUACAGCCAUCUUAGAACUGAGCCACCUUUUCUCUCCCUUGUUGUAUCAAGCUGCUUUUAUUAUUUCCUUCUAACUGUUGUCUUCCCCCUGUGUCUUCCCAUUACACCUGGAGUGUUGCUGUCUUUAUGGUGCCUUCAGAAAACAGGCAAGUUGUCCUGUUGAGUCUUGAUAUUACUUCAGCCUUGUGGCCAUACAUGCCUGUGCGAGGACCAGAUGUGAUGCCCUGCAUCAUGUUUUUGAGUCUUAGCUUAUUGGAGCAAAUCUGCUUUUAUAUCUGUGAGUUGCAGGAAAAGUCUUGAUUGACAUUUCUUCUUUCUAAACAACUGUGUCCCCCUGCUGCAGCCACUUCUGUGCUUUUUUACUCUGAGGUCACCUGCUUAAAGUAGGCAGCAGCUUACUGAUUAGAAGUACUGAGAGAACUGCCAUGGAGAAGGUUGGGUUGUUUUUUUCCUUAUUCCUAAUAUGAGACUAAAAGCUGGUAGGGAGGCCAAGGCACAUUGCCUGAGCAUCUUGAACGAGGUGGUUUUGGAACCUCUUCCUUAUUUAUUUGUUUGCAUUUGGUCUUGUUAUAUCAUCUUUGGCAGUCUGUUGGAUUGUUAACACAUUCAGUUAUCUUAAACCACGUUUAAAACAAAGUUGCAGAAAAUAGCUCAGAAUUUUAAAGCAUCAAGAAAUAGCUUAUAAAAAUUAAUACUAUGAAUUGACAGGGAUCUAUAAAUCUACUUUAUGGGGCUGUUGUGUGUUUUGCUCAUUGAGAGCCUCUCCUUUAUUAAUAAUUUAAUGGCAGACAGUCCUUUAGCUUCAGUUUCAGUUAGAGCAGAUCCGGCUGUGCCUUUGGAUGCAUGAGCAGAGCAAAUACAUUGUGUUAAGAAGCUAAACAAACAGGAAAAAAAAUUCUUAACUCAUUUGAGUCCUAAGGGAGAGCUUGAAAACCUGUGUCCCUCUCGUGCAUUCAGAAGACACGUGUACCUGUUUGAGUAUCUUAUGGCAGCUCUGUGUUAAUGGUCGUCUUUAAUUAUAUUUGACACUUUAUCUAUUAAAGCACUUUGAUAAUUCUAAUCUUUAACUAGCUUUAGUGAUUUUUUUAUUUUUAUUAUUAGACUAAAUUUUUCCUUGAAUGUGACCUGAAGAACAAGGUCUGUGAAACUUUGUACGUUCCAGUCUGUGUCAGUGUGCAGGUUAAAGUUCUUGCGUUGCAUUUCCUGGACAGCACUGUUCACUUCCCUGGUUUCCUUUGGAGAGAACUGGAAUUAGAAAGAAAUUACCUGGUUGUAAAAUAGCACUUUGUCAGUUAUUAAUCAUUUCAACUUAGCUUCCCACAUGCACAGAUCCACAACGAACUAAAUUGCACAUGCUCUGUGCCUUUCCAAGUAAUUUUUUCAAAAUAUGUUUUGACAUACAGACAUUAUAAGGUAUAUGUGCAAAGCAACUGGAUGUCACUUUAGCAAAUUCUGUGAGAUUUGCUUGGGAAGGAGAGCCCAGAGAUUUUGAGAGAAACCAACUGCAGGCUGUUCAUUAAAUUUGGAUCAGCGAGUGCCUUGUGUUUUGUUCUUCGUCUCCUCUUUCAGAUGCUUCUUCCUGUCCCAAGUGAACAUUGUUGUGCCAGUGCUAAAGGGCAGAAAACUGCUUGCAGAGCCAUGGUUUUAAACUGGCUGCUAGUGUAACAGUGAUUUGAGGGAUUUAGGGCUUGGCUCUUCUGCCAGUGAAAGUGAACCACGCAAGCUGAGAUCUCAAGAUCUUUUGAGCUCAGGGCCAUAAGGUAUCACCUUCCUUUCUUCUCUUCAGCAGCAGCUGUCUUGAAGUCAUGCAUUUUUUCACCUCACAAAAUUAGACUUCUCCGCAGCUCCUGCUCACACAGUAGCACCUCUAUGUGACAGGCUCAGACCAGUGGUGGCUGAUUCUAAUUUAGCUUCAUUCUUAACUGCGUUUUCUUUCCUAAUGGAACAGGCAUCCUGUUUCUGCCCCAAUUCUAAUAGGGCUAAUAGGUGAAUCUUUUUUCACAGCUUCUUCACUGUAGCCAGGCCAAAACUUGACAGCUUAUGCAGUUGCUAUUUCUAUGCAUUUUUAGACUUCAUAAAAUGUCUCUUAAAAGUGUAUAUAUAUUCCCGAAUAAAGCUACCAAGUUUUCUUUUUGCUGCUGGGAUUUAAAGUGCAAUUCAAGUAAGUAAGAAUUUAAAACAAUCAAGGACUUGUAAGAAAAACAAGUGGUUGGUUGGGGUUUUUUUUCCCCUUGGAAGUGAGUUUUAGAAGACUAGGGAUGGAAGUUUGUACUGUAGUGCCUAACAUACUGAGCCCCCAGGAGUCAGUUUUUUUAGCAAUUGUUAUUCCCUAGACUGGAAAAGAUAAUGAGAGAAAAAAAAUAAACAAAUAGGUAAGACACAACUUGAAAAUACACUGAUGAAUGGAAGGGACUGGUUCCCUACCUUCUCAGAGGCCCUGAGAAGCAGACUGUUUUUGCCAGCAUUAUAGCUCUUUUUGUCAGUUUUAAAUAGUGGAUUAUAGUUCCUACAGAUGCUUCUCUGAGUGAAGUCAUCAGUCAGUGUUUUGGUAUCAAUCCCCUUGUUGCUACCGCAGCCCAGCAUGUCCGACUCUUGAAGCUGUUCUUAAGCUGAGCCACAAGUGCGUGAAGCAAAGUUGCUCCUUCCCUCUUCCCCACAGGGUCUGGGGCCCUGCCUGCAUUCAUCCUCUGCCCCACCAUCUUUCUGCCAAGGGGAGCUGCUGGUGCCUUUCUGAAUGCAGGUACUUGAUGUGAACAGUGGGGUCAUGUUAAAAAGAAGCAAAAUAUCAAUGUGACUGGAAGCAACUUACACAGUUGCCAGUUCUCCUCUGUUUCUCUUUCUUUAAGAAGAGGUGAGACUUGAGGAAGUGAGUAAUGAAUAUUUAAACAUACUCUGAAGUGGCCAGAUGCAGGGUUUUUUUAUGGGCUUCUGUCCUGGUCAUUUUAAGUCUUUGAAAUCUUGCAUUGAAUUAUAAUGGGAGUCAGGGGGGGGAGGGGGAAGGGAAGGGAGAACCAGCUCCCUUUUGUUCCUUACUCUUGUUGGCAAUAAUGAAUGGAAGGAAUUUAAUCCAAUGAAAGUAAUGAAACUUAAUCCCUGCAAUGUGUCUUUGUUAUGCAGUUCCAAGAAGUAUUUUAAUGCAUCUUAUUCACACCAUGCCCUCCCUCCCCAACUGAAGAUACUUCAAAUAGACUCCUUCAGAAUGCACACUAAUACAGCAGUAACUCUGUCUUGGAAACCUUUCUAUUGAUUAUUUAAUUUGCCUGCCUGACUAGAGGAUUGAUCUCUUAACUGACCUGAACAUUAAAUGUGGAAAGGGUUCCCAUCCAGCCCUCUUGUUGAAUUUUCAUCAUGAGCAUUUGUUUUAUGAAAUCUUAAAGUGCCUUAUGUUUUUAAAAGUGUAUUUUGCUAGAAAUAUAUGAAUGUAGAAUAUCUCUAACAGUAUUUCAUUAUGAGCUGUAAAACAAAUUGCAAACACUAAACAAAAAAAUGUUAUUUCUACA
Apus apus (common swift) is the source of this 5211-nucleotide messenger RNA. RefSeq names its product leucine rich repeat containing 58 (gene LRRC58). Gene Ontology annotation, molecular function: protein binding. The transcript is spliced from 4 exons. Bases 44 to 1165 code for a protein of 373 amino acids. The record is from RefSeq and is a predicted model, not a curated record. Lineage: Eukaryota; Metazoa; Chordata; Aves; Apodiformes; Apodidae.